Maylandia zebra (zebra mbuna) is the source of this 2913-nucleotide messenger RNA. RefSeq names its product FHF complex subunit HOOK interacting protein 2B (gene fhip2b). NCBI's taxonomy places the organism in Eukaryota, Metazoa, Chordata, Actinopteri, Cichliformes, Cichlidae. The record is from RefSeq and is a predicted model, not a curated record.
GGUCGGCUGGGGUCGCUCGGUUUAGGCGGGAAAAUGGAGACGUUCGGCAGGUUCACGAGCAUGCUGCUGCACGCGCUGGAGACGAGGGAGCCCACGGUGGAGCUGUUUGACUCGUUUGUCGAUCACUGGAAAUCAAUCACCAAUUAUUAUAUCGAUACGACAGAUGACAGUCGUCCUGUCAGACAGACGGACAUCCCCUGGCAUCUCAGACAGAUGUUGGACAUCCUGGUGUACGAGGAGAAGCAGCAGGCCGUGGAGGACACAGGAGCCUGUAUGGAGUACCUGCUGCAGCACAAGCUGUUGGAGACUCUGUGCACACUGGGGAAGGCUCAGUAUCCUCCAGGGAUGUCCCAGCAGGUGCUCCUCUUCUUCUCCAAGCUCCUGUCUCAGGUGCAGAAGCCUCUGCUGCAGCUGGUGAACGUCUACAGACCUGUGCAGAAGCUGAUUUGCCUUUGUGCGCUUCCUGGUUCCCAGACUGAAAAGGAGGAAGCUCAGUUCCUAUUGGUCGUCUGCUCCAGAGUGAAGCAGGAUCCCCACACGCUCAGAUACGUCUUACAGCUUCCAGACCAACCAGUAAGCAGUACACUGAGCUCUGACCAAUCAGAGAGCAGCAUGCAGGCAUCCAGUCGGGGGACAGAUCCUCCGCUGCCCUGCGGCCCCAUCCAAUCAGAGAGCUGUCUGCUGAGGGCCCUGCUGGGUCUCACUAAGAGCCAGAGCACCUCAGUGUGUCUGAAGGCCCACGAGAGCCUCCUGCUGCUCUGCGGGCUGCAGGCUGGGUUCUCAGGGGAGCUGCUGAGCACUCACACCCAGCUGGGAGAGCUGCUGGCUGUGAGGCUGCAGGACCUCUACUCCCUGCUGCCUAUGGAGGACGCUGCAGAGCUGCAGAGCUGGCCUCACACGCCCUGGAGCUCUCAGUUCUCUCACCUCAGCACUGACCCCAGCUCACAGUCUGUGGGUCACAUGAUCAAUUUCUUCUGCUGGCUGGACUUCCUGGAUCACCUGAUGAGACAGGCACCACAGGUGUUGUCAGUGAAGUUGGCUGUGUGUGUUCAUCAGCUCUGGUUGGUGGAGCUUCUUCAGCCUCAGCUGUUGGACACGUGUGAGCAGGUGGUGCUGGGCUCCACCUCCGUCCUCUGUGCCACUGUCAGGCUCGUCCAGUCCUCAUCCCUGCUGGAUCAGCUCGUCCACUUCCUGCUGCGGAGCGACGCCGCUCAGCCGCUGCUGCGCCGCUGCGACCACAUCUCUGACCAGAUCAGCAUGGUGUCGCUCUGUCUGGUGGAGGAGCUGCUCCAGAAGCCUCACAGGGACGUGUUGGACGUGCUGGUGCUGAGUUUCCUGCACACUCAGAGUUACCUGAGUCCACCGGCCUCGGCACAGGAGGAGCGGCAGACGGAGAGUGGCGAGGACAGCGAAGACCCAGAGGACGACCCCUUCUUUUCCGACAGCCUGACCUUCUCAGACAGUCCCCACCCCCCUCCGCCUCCUCCACCCGGACCCCAGACAGCUGAUGAUGUCAUCAACAGUUUCCUGUGUUUGGUUCCUGUUCAGGUGCGGUCGUCUCAGCUGCUGCAGGAAGGAGGAUACGAGACGUACGUCCACGACGCUCACACACUGGUGACCGAGUGUCAGGCUCUCUCGCUGUCCUGGGAUUGGCCGCUUACUCCCCCCCCCCUUUCCCUGUCGUCAGGUAAAGACUCCGCCUCCUUCUUUGAAGGUCACCUGCUAAAAGUUCUCUUUGACCGUCUGGGACGCCUCCUGGAGCAGCCGUACGAGUUGAACCUGCAGCUGACGGCUGUUCUCUCCAGGCUGUCGGCGUUCAGCCACCCUCUGCUGCACGAGUACCUGCUCAACCCCUACAUACACCUGUCUCAGUCCUCCAGGUCACUCUUCUCUGUCCUCAUCAGGGUGAUGGGAGAGCUGAUGCAGAGGAUCCAGCAGGUCUCUAACCUGAGCGAGCGACUGCUGAACACCAGGAGAGCGCUGCUGGGCCUGCCGCACGACCCCGGACUGGAUCACCUGACCCUGCUCAAAGGAGUCAUCGUCCUCGAGGAGUUCUGCAAGGAGCUUGCUGCCAUCGCCUUCGUCAAGCUGCCCCAGGACCAGGACUGAGUCACCUGGAACUUUGGAUUACAGAUCAACAUGUAAACAUUGGCUCACCUGCUGCAGGUGCACCUGGGAGGAAGAAGCAGAUUCAGAGUCUUCAAGUGUUUUUUAAGUUCUUCUUGUAUAGCGAAAAACUGGCCGAUGUCUUGGUGCCGUUUCUGAGGCGACCUGAACACCUCGGCGUCACUCUGCGUUUGAUUGGUCAGCACGUUUAUUUAUGGUUUUAGUCUUUAGCUGAUUUUAAACAAACAGGAAGUGGUGUCAGAGUCCAGUUUUGAAUGUGUCACAUGUCAGUGAGACGUUCCCAUUGGACGAUCACAUGGAGUGAUGUCAGCACGUUACACUUAGAAACUGCGAUUAAACACACUGUCAAAGCGAGCAAUGCCUGUCAUGUGACAUGUCAGUGAAUCUCAUUGACUGUGUGGGCGCGGUUUGAUGAAUGGAGCCAGGGUUAAUGAGCCGUCUGAUUGGCUGAACACGCAUUUAAAUACAGAGAAACCCUCAUGGGGCCGAGUCCUCAUUCAUCAUUAGCCCCGCCCUAAAUGUUGUCAAUCACCGUGCAACCAUGUUGCUUAGUUUCUGGUGAAAGAGAGCAACUGUUUAUCAGCUUCACUGGAUGAAACUUUACUGCCUGAUGGACUUCCUGCUGCUUUCACAUGGCGAGUGUCACAUCGAAGUCACUCCUCCCUUUGGCGGGAACACCUGUCCACAUACUUUUGGUCCACUGAGCAAACAGUAUGAAAAAGCUUUGAAUAAUUGAUGAUGAUGAUGAAGAGUUUCAUGUGUGAGACAAUAAAAGUGCUGACAGCC